UUUGCACAUUGGGAAGAACAGGAAACAUUAAGGCAAGUAGUGUUUGUCCACUACAACUCCCAGAAGACACCGCGCACCCGGAAGCUGUGACGUUGCACUCCGGGAGGAAGACGGAGAGGAGCUACAUCAGGUGGGCAAGAUGAUGAAGAGUAAGGCAGACGAGGAAGACUACUGGAACAGCUCCAAGUUCAUCGCCUUCACCUUCGAAGAUGCGGAUGAUGAGUUGAGCAGGCUAAAGGAGUCCAAGAAGGCAGUGAAUAGUAUCGGUGAACUGAUAGAGGAAGAUGAUGAGGAAGACUUGGAGAAGGUCAGCUGGAGUGGCGAUCCUGUUGGCAGUAUAUCAUGGUCCGUCAAAGAGAUGGCAUCUGCCAAUCAGAGGACAGACAGAGAGCCCGCCUUCCCGAAAAUCUCCACACAGACGCCAUCUCUCAACAAAAGCCAGUCGGGACUUUCUCUGAGUUCUCUGUUCAAAGGAAAAGCCAAAGGAGGAAACCUUCAGAGCUUCAGUGACAUGCUCGGCGACUCCUCCCUCCGACUCUACACGCCUGAGCUCCGAAAACCAAAAUCAGAGUACAAGGAUCUCGUUGGUGAUUGGUCGGCUGAGGAGACAGUUCAGAGGCUGCAGCAAGGAAAGGCCGUGUCUCUGGAGAAGUUUCGCUCCCUGCAGGACAAACUCCUGCUCCUGGAUCUAGCUGUCGCCGCUCAUGAUGGGAACGCCAUCACUGCCGUUCUGAUCUAUCUGAAGAGGACUCUUUGUAAAGAGGUUUUAUUCCGAGAGCUGGAGUCCAGGCAGACGGCUCUGAGACACUUCAUCCACUACUUGACAGAAACCGGAGAGCAGAGACUGCUGCUGGAGCUGCUCAGAGCUCUGGGCAGGACGGAGGAAGCUGCGCUGCUUCAGUAUAAAGAAUACAAGAACAUCACAGAUGAAAACAAGAGGCGGGACUUCUUGAAGAGCUCUCUCAGCCUCCCGUUUGCUGUUGAGGAUAUGGCUCACAUUCAGGAUCACUACACACUGCUGGAGAGGCAGAUCAUCAUCGAGGCAGCAGACCGGAAAGCAGAACGUGAAGCAAAGGUUGAAGUCUUCCAGAAAUUUCCCAGAAAAGCCUCAAUCCUCAACAUGCCACUGAUCACAACACUGUAUUACUGCUGUUUCUACCACUACAAUGAGCCGGAGGGAACUUUUAGUAGUCCGUUGAACGUCCGUCAGACAUUCAAGAUCUCGGAGAAGCAGUACUUUACGACGGCGCUGGCGGCACGGGCGAAGCUGAAGGCGUGGAUGGAUGUGGAUGCUCUGUUCAGCAGCAGGAACUGGCUGGGAUUCACCAAGAAGAAAUCACCGCUGAGCUUCCAGCGAGUCGUAGACAUCCUGCAGAAAAACUCCGCUCCUACACGCGUCCUGCAGGAGUACGUUGGACUCGUUAACGACGCAGAGCUGAGGAUCAGUUUGGCUCAGAAACAUAAAUGUCACGACAUCGUCAUCAACACCUACCGGGACAUGAAGGACCGGCAGAUGUUGGCAGAAUAUCGCAAGAAGGUGGAACGAGGUUCAGCGGAGGAGAGGAAGAUCGACGAGCUGCUCAGUAACUUGCAAAUCAGAUGGAAAAACUGAUGUCAUGCAGCUUUAGACUUUACUGUGAAACUGAAGUGCCAGCUUCCUGACUGAGACUGCAAAUCCAUCACCGUGGCAACAGGAAGGACCAAUCAGCCAUGCCAGGACCAGUUUUGGGGACUGACCAAAGAGCAGAGGAGAAAGUGGGUGGAGCCAUGUUUUCUGCUUACUCAUCGUCACAUCAACUUUCAUUGUAAAUUUUACUACAAAAAUUUAAAAUGACAAGUAAAAAACUGUAAAGGCAGAGACAGAGGUGGGACUUCAGAGCAGGUGAUGUCCCUCAGAGUGUCCCCUGAGAGUGUAUUAAGUCCUGGUUGUACCUCGGUCCAGUCUCGGGUCAGAACAGGUCCUGGGUGUGAGUCUAUGUUUACAUCAUUUUAUUUUAACAAUGUCUUUAUGUGCAUCUUAUAGAAAUAAAACUAAAAAGCAUAAAAUGA
Messenger RNA from Girardinichthys multiradiatus, 2049 nucleotides. It is a transcript of the gene vipas39, whose product is annotated as VPS33B interacting protein, apical-basolateral polarity regulator, spe-39 homolog. The transcript is spliced from 19 exons. Gene Ontology annotation, cellular component: cytoplasm. Gene Ontology annotation, biological process: intracellular protein transport; vacuolar transport. Lineage: Eukaryota; Metazoa; Chordata; Actinopteri; Cyprinodontiformes; Goodeidae. The record is from RefSeq and is a predicted model, not a curated record. Bases 140 to 1612 code for a protein of 490 amino acids.